AUGGCUGCCAUGAAAAUACAGGACUCUGUUGAUGCAGAGGAAAUUAUGGGUAUCGAUCACUAUCUCGACCUAAGAAUGGACACCUCAGGUAUCUACCCGUCGCUGGCGCUAAAUAUCUUUACAGACCAUAUCAACCUUCCACGGUGGAUCUUCGAGCUUGAAGUUACUCAACGAUUGAUGAAGCUUAUCAACAUCAUGGCUUCCAUUGACAAUGAUAUGUUCUCAUUUAAAAAGGAACUAGACCUCGGCCAUAUAGACAGUCUCGUUCCUUUGCUCGUGUACGAGAACUCCUACUCGACCCAGAGUGGUAUCGACGCGGCAACUUCCUUGAUUCGCGCAAGUUAUACCGAGUUUUGCAACUUAGAACAUGCACUCUACGGCCAGGUACCUGACGAGCAUCUGGAUGAGACACGCCGUCUUAUCCAGUGCUGGAAGAAUAGUCGAGCUGGGUUGGCCAAUUGGCACUACGCCUCGGAUAGGUACUAUGGCAACUCGUUCGAGGAAAGCUAG
This is a messenger RNA of Aspergillus melleus, 510 nucleotides long. RefSeq names its product terpene synthase family protein. The transcript has 5 exons. Lineage: Eukaryota; Fungi; Ascomycota; Eurotiomycetes; Eurotiales; Aspergillaceae. The coding region runs from base 1 to 510 and encodes 169 amino acids. The record is from RefSeq and is a predicted model, not a curated record.